AUGCCUCUCUUUGCGCAGAAGAAAGGCCCGCCACAGCACAAGCACGCCUAUCUCUCAGGCAACUUUGCACCUAUCAACCAGACACUACCUCUGACCAAAUGUACCUACGAUGGAAACAUUCCGUCGGAGCUUGCGGGCGGCGAAUACGUCCGCAAUGGUGGAAACCCUGUGUCUAACGAAGACUUGGGUCGUGACGCCCACUGGUUCGACGGCGAUGGCAUGCUAAGUGGUGUCUCAUUCACCAGACAACCCGAUGGUUCUAUUCAGCCCGAGUUCGUCAACCAGUAUAUUCUCACAGACAUUUUCCUCUCAACCCUCGCCUCUCCACGCCUACGCUCGCCCAUCCUGCCUAGCAUCGCAACUCUGGUCAAUCCUCUCUCAUCCCUCAUCACCAUCAUCCUACGCAUCCUGCGCACCAUCGCCCUUGUCAUUUUGUCCUUCUUGCCGGGUUCCACUCGCGCCAUCAAGAAAAUCAGCGUCGCCAACACUUCCAUACUUUACCAUGAUGGCAGAGCAUUGGCAACAUGUGAGAGUGGGCCACCAAUGCGCAUCGCACUUCCUGGUCUGGAAACCGUUGGCUGGUACGAUGGUAAUCGCGCAGAGGGCGAACCUGAGCCUCUCAACAAGAAUGACCCUUCUUUCUCAGAACAAGGACUUCUCGGCUUCCUGCGUGAAUGGACAACUGCUCAUCCAAAGGUGGAUCCAAUCACCAAGGAGAUGAUGCUUUUCCACUCGACCUUCCUCCCUCCCUACGUUCAAUACUCUAUUAUUCCACCAACCUCUGCUCGCUCUGAGACCAACAAAGGUAUCGUUCAGCGCCCUGUUCCGGGCAUCGCCGGCGCCAAAAUGAUGCAUGACUUUGGCGUAUCUCUCAAGCACACUAUCAUCAUGGAUCUUCCUCUUUCUCUCGACCCUUUCAAUCUGGCAAAGAACAAGCCCGUAAUUGAUUAUGAUGCUACCAAGCCUGCCCGCUUUGGUGUCUUUCCUCGCCACCACCCAGAACGAGUCAAGUAUUUCGAAACGACAGCUUGCUGUAUCUUCCAUACUGCAAAUGCUUGGGACGAUUUCGACCCUUCGGGCGAGGUCGAGACGGUUCACCUGUUGACUUGUAGGCUCACAUCUGCGUGUUUGGUUUUCAGUGCUGGCAACAUUGCCGCACCUCGUCCAACUAAGCAGACCGCCAAGGCCGUCAAGAAGACCAUGCCUUUCUUCUCCAAAUAUAACGCAGAUGAAAAGUGUUUGUUCGAAGGCGCACCUACUUUGGAAUCGCCUGGUUUAGAGCACGAACCUCUAAUCAAAAUGAACAAGAAUGGCCAGGACACUCCUUCCUACUUCGAUGAGCGAGACGAUGAUAUUGAGGAUAUCCCUGAGGAAGACGAUCAGUGCCGACUAUACCACUAUGCGUUCUCACUCAAGUCUUCUCAAAUCACUGCUCAGUAUGGACUGUCUGCAAUCUCUUUCGAGUUCCCAUCUGUUCAUCCCGACCUCGAUAUGCAGAAAGCUCGCUUUGUCUACGGGUGCACUACAUCUAUCUCCUCAUUCAACGCGGCGUUGGGUCGUUCAGUAAAGAUCGAUGCUCUGGCCAAGAUUGAUGCCAGAACACUCAUCGAGAAGGGCGAUCGAUUGACCGAUCAGGGAAAGCUCGAAAAAAUCACUGGUUGUGUCGAUACUCGUACUGUUCAGGAGAUUGUGAACAACCCUCUUGAGAACGACCCAAUCCAAAUCUUCCAGAUGCCUACCGGUUGGUUCGCACAGGAACCCCGAUUUGUUCCACGCAAGGCUGCUCCCGGACAGACUUUGGCGGAGGACGACGGCUACCUCCUCACAUAUGCCUUCGAUGAAUCUCAGUUAGGUCCCGAUGGUGAGGUACCGUCCGAUACAGAUGCUACGAAGAGAGCAAAGAGUGAACUUUGGAUCAUUGACGCCAAGGAUAUGAGCACAGUAAUUGGCAGAAUAGCUCUUCCACAGCGUGUUCCCUAUGGACUUCAUGGCUCAUGGUUCCCUGAAGAAGACAUUCUCGGCCAAAAGGCUAUUGACACGGUUCGCAGUAUCAGCGAAACCAAGACAAAGAAAUACGAAAGCACCUGGAUGAAUAUCAGGGCUUCUGUAGAGAGCAUGCUCUCUUAA
Messenger RNA from Aureobasidium melanogenum CBS 110374, 2127 nucleotides. RefSeq names its product carotenoid oxygenase. The coding region runs from base 1 to 2127 and encodes 708 amino acids. Gene Ontology annotation, molecular function: carotenoid dioxygenase activity. Gene Ontology annotation, biological process: carotene catabolic process. The transcript is spliced from 2 exons. The record is from RefSeq and is a predicted model, not a curated record. NCBI's taxonomy places the organism in Eukaryota, Fungi, Ascomycota, Dothideomycetes, Dothideales, Saccotheciaceae.